AGAUUUUUAUUGUUUUGUCUGUCCAGUAUCCGUAGGACCUGAUUGUAGUCAUCUUUAUAUGGCCGUAUUAAAAUGCGCGGGAUUCAACUCCUGUGUCUACCACUCACCCACCGUCUGACGUCCAUCAUACAAGUAUUUUGUGCUAGUAUUCUUUACAAAAACCUUUUAUCUUAGGAUCUUUGUGCUUCUAUAAAACGGGGGAUAUUUUCUGUGUUCGCUGAAGUUGUCUUAAGAGUUGUUUGACAAAAUGCGUUUGGAAGUGCCUGUGUUGAAACGAUUCUGUUUUUGUUUACCUUUGCGAUACGGUUUGAUUGUGUGGGGAUAUCUUAGAUUGGUUCUAUCCGCACUAGCAUUAGUAGCUGGUGAGCAAUGUUUCUCUUCGAUGCUGUCACAAGCGCAGACAGAGGAUGAUAUAAAAUACACCAUCUAUACAGUACUGCUAGGAGUGCUCUUAGUGUUCAUAUUGGCUGACAUCUUAAUGAAUAUUGUCUUUGUUAUUGGAGGCCAUAGGAAAAUCCUGAAGCUCCUAAAGGCUUACUACGUGUACAGUUUUAUUCUUUGGAUCACCACAGCGCUGGUGGGUCUAGGGCUGGUGGUCUACAUGAUAUACUGGUUUACUGAAUUGGAGGAUACAGAGGAAUAUAUCUGGGUACUACCAGUCGCCAUAAGUGUUUAUAUUGCACAGAUUUUGAUACAAGCCUACAUACUCGUGUUAGUGAGGAGCGUAAUGAUAAAAAUUAAGAAAGGAUUUGAAAUCCGAUUCAUAAAUAAUGCGGCUGAAUGCGAAUGCACGAUGUUUGCCGAUGAGGACAUACCAGAUAUUGAUGAAACGAGUGAAGAUGAGAAGAAAUCGGUGAUAGAUAUAGUCCUGAUAGUGGCUCUGACAACAGCUUUCAUAGAAGUGCUGGAGAUGGUGCAGACCAAGUCCUACCAUGUGGGCAACUUGGUCAUAAUCGGUCUAGUCGUACUGCUGGGCGUGGCAGACGUUAUCCUCAGUAUCGUGUUCAUUAUUGGAGGACAAAAGAAAAACGUGAAGCUGUUGAAAAUAUGCUACGUGUACAAUAUAGUGCUGUGGGUGCUGCUCAUCAUCAUGGGAGUCUCCAUAUCCAUAUACACCAUAUACCUGAUGUACCAGCACAACUUGUCGUUCCUUCAACAUAUCUUCUUCAUUCUUACUGACAUCUUCACAUACCUUUCGCAGAUAUUGGUACAAGGAUACUUCCUACUACUGGUGAGAAGUGAAAUAGUGAAGUUGGAGAAUAACAGUGAAUUCCAGUUUGUGAAUAAUGCAGCCGAGUCUGAAUGUAGAAUGAAAUGGGCGCAAGAUGGCGUUACUAGCGACCAAGAAGAACACACUCAAGAAAUACGCAAUUUCUAGAAGAUUUAUCGUCUAGAAGGAUAUAUUAUUCAACUUCUGUGAUUUUUACUUAUGUAUUACAUAUCAACCGUUAAAAUAAAUGUAUUAUUACAAUAUUUUAUAUUUAUGUGGCUAUUAAAUACCUUUACAUACAUGUCGGUAUACAUAUAGAGCAGCUCAGUGUCUGUCAGUUUAAUACAGUUAGCUUCAAAACGUUUUUAACAAAUUUUGUGCCGAAAUAUACCAUGUUAACAUAGCUGGGGCCUUAGUCUGCUAUUACAAUUCUAAUAGCAGACUAAGGCCCCUGGUGUUGAAACUGAUUCUUAUGAAUUAACAACAUUGCCGUAAGAAAAAUUUUAUUAUGUGUAACUUUAGUAAUUAUAUUAUUACCUAUUUCGCUUAUUUUUCGUAAGUUGUUAGCCAAGAUGAAAACAAAUAUGUGAUUUAAAUUAAGUCAUAUGUGUUUACUCCAUACGGUAUAUAAUACCUAAAUAGCAACACAGUUAAAAACUGUACAUCAAUGAUAGUUAUUCAGGAGUAGGUCUGUAAACAGUUGAACUACACAUUGU
Molecule: messenger RNA, 1926 nt
Organism: Spodoptera frugiperda (fall armyworm)
Lineage: Eukaryota; Metazoa; Arthropoda; Insecta; Lepidoptera; Noctuidae
Exons: 8
Coding region: 248-1378 (376 amino acids)
Source: RefSeq, a predicted model, not a curated record